Pistacia vera is the source of this 1224-nucleotide messenger RNA. RefSeq lists its product as uncharacterized. NCBI's taxonomy places the organism in Eukaryota, Viridiplantae, Streptophyta, Magnoliopsida, Sapindales, Anacardiaceae. The record is from RefSeq and is a predicted model, not a curated record. The coding region runs from base 242 to 715 and encodes 157 amino acids. The transcript is spliced from 4 exons.
AAUUUUCUGAUUAACAAUAUUGUAAAGUAAUAUUUACAGUAAAUAAAUCAAAAUAAUUUCUUUCGAGAAUUUGCAAAGCUAUGUGCAUAAAGUUUGUAAGAACUGAUGUGGGAAGAUUGUUAUUGAUAGAAUAUCUUUAAUUUGAGUAAGGAGUGUCGAUGAGUUGUUUCGUAAUAGAAUUCUAAUUGUUAUGUGAAGGGGUUCAUAAGAACGUGAGCUUGGAAAAGUGUUGGAACUUAGGAUGUUUAAAGGGUGUAGAGUGCUUGGGCAUCCAAAUUAUGUUAGGGUUGUUCGUGAGGGAAAAGAACGUCGCAGACUAUGGGCUAAAAGAAAAACUCCACGAACUUCUAAAGGAGGUGAAGCUAUCUUAGAUGUCGCAGAAUCUGAGCCAGGAAAGACGCACAAAGAGGCUUUGGAUGGUUCAGGGAUGCUUCCAAAUGACAUUGUUGAAAUGCUUGCAGCUCGUGAGAAACAAGUUUUCCUAUCAGACUCGGAAGAUGACAAGGCUGAGGUGAAACCCACUUCUAAUAAGAAAAAGAAGAAAAGCUCAGGGUUAGAGGCUGUUAUUUUGAAGGACAUGCCUCCUCCUGAAUGCUUGAAGAAUUCCUUGGAGUUCUUGAAGAAAAGGAAAAUGCAGAUUUCAAGGUCAUCUGCGGUUCUGAACAACUCAAACCAAGCACUUCGCCUCCUUACUACUUCUGGCUUGUUAAAGUGACGAACUUGGAUCUCAAUUUUUUCAUUGUUAAUUAGAUUCAUGCUGAAGCUAUUCUUGAAUAGUCCGUAGCUCCAACAGGAGUACAAUGUUGUUACUGAUGAAGAAAUGAGUUAAAAGUUUUGUCUGUUGUGAAUUUGCGGUCAGUGACAGUAAUUGUAUUCCUCUACUUCUCAUGUGUGUUUAGAAUUGAGUUCUACCCAGUGAGCAAAACAUACAACUCACUUGUGACAGUAUCUUAUAAGAGAUUCACCAUUUACCAUACUCUGUGCCUACUGCCUAGAUCACUUAUUUGACUGUUUUGGUCCUAAUUAGAAUGCGCCGUGGGUUGAAUUGGAUUAGGAUAGUAUAAAAAGGUGUGAAAUUGGAAUUUUCGGUUUGGGAUGGACAAUCUCAGGACGGUGAAUUGGUGAUGGGAUUUGUGAUCCCGUGUACUUUGUAAUAUUUAUGAAUCCCAGUAAAUUUAUUAUUCCACCAUUAUGCAAAGAUACAUGAUUAUAGUUAUACUUGGA